UGAGAUAUCGAAAUUCCGAACAGUGUACAUAAACCCCAGACAAUGGGCGAACCAUAAUGCCCAAAGUUUGAAUUUGUUAUCUGCAAUACUCUAGGUCUAGGGAACAAAGUACAGUUUGAAUGGAUUAUCUCCCCUAACUCGUUAUCCGAAUAAGAUGGAUUAUCUCCCCUAACUCGUUAUCCGAAUAAGAUAUCAAAAUUCCGAAUAGUGUACAUGAACCCCAGACAAUGGGCGAACCAAUCCCCAAAGUUUGAAUUUGAUAUCUGCAGUACUCUAGAUAUAACUAAGGAACAAAGUACGGUUUGAAUGGAUUAUCUCCCCUAACUCGUUAUCCGAAUAAGAUAUCAAAAUUCCGAAUAGUGCAUGCGCACCCCACACACCUGUCUGAUCAAUCCCCAAAGUUUGAACUUUCUAUCUCAAACGGUCUAGGAGGAGUUAACGGAAAUUACAAACGGACGCACGGACGGUCGGUGUCACAUAAUAAAAAAACGCAAAUUAAAACAGGUCCGCUGACUACGCGGUCUUUUCAAUUCAGAGGACUGUUACCGACUGAGGUGGGAAUGUAGAAUUAACGCCAAUUAACACCUGUAUAGAUUAAUUCUCAGUGCUGCGCCCGGCAAUACAAAAGGCUAUUGUUCUGGCAGCCAUCUUCUUGCCUUGUGUGUCAACAAGAAAAUUCAAAGUUGACCUGUUUUGUUUCUACCAAACAUAAGGCCAAACAAAAUAAUAGGUGUGGUUCCGGUUUCCCGACCUACCCUAAUUAAUCCCGCCGACCCUAAACAUUUUUGGAACAUGAAUCCGGACACAUGUAAUACCAACUGUACUUACCAACCGUAGAGAAAAAAAAAAGAAAAAAAAAAAAGUUUUUCCUACCUACCUUUUCCAUGAAAUAGGAACCACACCUAUUAUUUUGUUUGGCCUAAUAAUAUUACACAUUGUAAUGUAUAGCUGACAGUGAACUUAUAUAGACUCCAAAAUGUGUGUUUUUCCUGCAUCUAGGCUAUAGUGUUGUCAAUCGAUGUUAUUUUGCAAUCAGUCAUCGGUUGAUCACAACCAAUCGAUGAUCGAUUAUAAUCGGUUACAAACUGUUAUGAUGAAAGGUUCAGAAAUAGCAUUACUCUUGUGCUAUCCUACUUUUUAUAUGCCAUUUAUUAAGCUGUAUAAUCAACAUGUGCAUGGGACAUGUAUUACAGUUUGUUUUUUUAGUCAGUAACAAGUACAAUUUUCUAAACCAUCUCUGCGUCAUAAAUAUUCAUUUUCUAUUUCGAUUAAUCGAUUAUGGGGUUAUUGCAAUCGAUUAAUCGGUUCGAAACAGCUUCCGACCAAUCAUCGAGUAUACUCGUGAUCGUGACAUCACUAAUCUAGGCCAUACCAAUUUUAUUCGUUGUUUAACGGGCCGGCCACACUUCAAAAAUGGCAAUUGCGAAGAAAAAAAAGAAAAAAAUGUGUUUUUUUGUGUUUUUUUCCAGAUCCAAAUUUUUUUUUAAAUUUAGGCCACUUCAAUUUAAUUUCUUGGAUUACGGGCAAAUUUUUCGUUCUGAGCAGGCAGCAGAUAGGAAUCUAAAUAUUUUUUUUCUUUCAAAAAUGCAAAAAAGCAGGUAGUUAGGGCCCGUAAUCCAAAAAAUUAAAUUGAAGUGGCCUUAGGCCCUGUACUACAAUCUCGCUGAACUAAUUGACAAGGUCUCAAUAUAGGAUCAGAGUUUUGCACAGGAUAAAAUCGAUAUUGUCAAUAAGGAGUGUUAUAGUAUGUUUCUAUAUCCUCAAGUGCCUGUGAUGUUGACCUAAUACAAAAUGAAAAAAAAUGAAGUAAGAAAAUACCUGUAAUAUGUGCAUUAAAAUAUUUAGCUUUUUGACAUUUUUGAAAAUUAUUUAUGCAUUCUGUGAAUUUUGAAUUUUAUUUUUAUUUCUUUUGGAGCUCCCUCACUUCAUUUUUGUGUCACCUGAAAGGUGGCAUAUAGGGAUUACUUGUCCGUCGUCCGUCGUGUCGUCGGCGUACAGAAUGGGGUUUCCGUGCGAUAUCUCUUGAAGGGAUUAUCCAAUUUGAAUUAAACUUGGUGAGAAUGUUUAUUAUGCAAGACCCUAGCUCAAGUUCGCUAUUGGGGAAUUUCCGCGCAUAAUUAAUUAGCAUACUGCGAUCUGAUUGGUCGAUAUCCGUCGUCGGCGUACAAAAUAGGGUUUCCGUGCAAUAUCCUUUGAAGGGAUUAUCCAAUUUGUCUGCAUGCUUUGUAUUUGUUAAUUUAGGUAAUGGCAUGUCAUCAUAUCGACAACGCUGGAGAAAGUUGAGUGCUGCUGCCACAGCUGUUGCUCUAGAAAGUAGCAGUGGGGAAGAUGAGGAUGUGAAUGUACAAGAACCUGUGACUGAAAGGGGUACAUUUGACUCUAGUGACGAUGAGUCUACUUAUUCCAGCAAUGUAAUCAAUGAAGAAGAUUUUGGAUUUACAGAGACGGUCGUUUCAUCUGAUUCAGACAUUUCAGCUGCUGAACAUGAGUUUGCUGAAGAUAGGCCAUCAUUUCGAGCAGAAAUUGCCACUUGGCUAACUGAAAAUCAGUGUCGUAGAGCUGGGGCAGAUUCUCUGUUGGCAAUUUUGAGAAAAUCAGGACUUGAUCUGCCAAAAGAUUCAAGAAGUCUUCUUCAAACACCAAGAAGUGUCCCGACGGAGGAAAAAUGCGGGGGAACUUACACAUAUUUUGGGUUGGAAUCUUCGAUAGCUAAAGUGCUGGCCUCUGAAAAUGAAUGCACCAAGAAUCUUGAUCAGAUUAAUCUGUUAGUGAACAUUGAUGGUGUGCCAGUUUUUAAAUCUUCUGGAACUCAAUUCUGGCCAAUUCUCUGUUAUUUUGGAAGUUUUGAUCCCUUCUUGGUGGCACUUUUCUAUGGGAAGAGUAAACCAGAUUCUGUAACUGAUUUCUUGCAAGACUUCUUGAGUGAAUAUGAACAAUUGAGACAGAAUGGAAUUUUGAUUGGACAAAAAAAAUUGAAUGUAAAAAUCAAAGCGUUUAUUUGUGAUGCCCCUGCCAGAGCCUUUAUCAAGUGUAUCAAGGGACACACCGGUUAUUAUUCGUGCGAGAGAUGUACUGUUAGAGGUGAAUACAUAAACAACCGUGUUGUUUUCCUGGGAAAUGCUCCCCCUCGGACAGAUGAAGCCUUUUCAACUAGAGAGUAUAUCAAUCAUCAGAUUGCGGUUUCUCCCUUGCAGAAUUCAAGUGUGAACUGUGUUACAGAAUUUUGUUUGGAUUAUAUGCACUUAGUGUGUCUUGGAGCUGUAAAACGGAUUUUGUAUUUUCUCAAGCAAGGCCCACAUGAGUGUAGACUUUCCCACCGUCAAAUUAGUGACAUCUCUAGUGCACUUGUAUCGUUGUCUGGUAAAUUACCAUCUGAAUUUGCCCGCCAGCCAAGACCUCUCACCGAAAUUGAAAGGUGGAAGGCUACAGAAUUUAGACAGUUUUUGUUAUACACCGGACCUAUUGUUCUGAGAAAAGUACUUCAUGCUGAUGUGUAUAAACAUUUUCUCUCUCUAACAGUUGCCAUAUCUAUUUUGUUGGACAGCUGUGAUGAUAAACGAGAAGCCUACUUGAACUAUGCUGAGCAACUGUUAAUUUAUUUUGUCGACAAAGCUAGCGACAUUUACUCGAAAUCCUUUGUUGUCUACAACAUUCAUAACUUAAAACAUGUGGUAGAUGAUGCAAGGUACAUGAAAUGUUCCCUGAAUGAUAUAUGUGCCUUCCCAUUUGAGAACCACCUACAAGUGAUCAAGAGGCUAGUGAGAACUGCAAAGAAUCCGAUUGCACAGAUUGUGAAGAGACUUGGUGAAGUAGAGAAAACAGGGACCAAACAGCAGAAAAAAACACACACAAGCCUCAGCUUUGUCUCUGCAAACAAGCGAAAUGGAUGCUUGUUGCUACAAAAUGAUGAUUUUGCAUUUGUGAUUGAGAAAAGGGCUGACUCGAAAUUAGUGUGCGACAUCGUCAAACAGCGGAAUGUAGAUUCUUUUUUCACAGAACCCCUUGAUUCCAAAGUAUUGAACAUUGUGUAUGUGAAAAACUUUGACACUGUGCGAAAAACCAGACGCCUUGUAGAAGCAGAAGAUGUUGCCAGGAAAGUCGUGUGUCUACCGUAUCAUAGAGGACACAUACUGCUGCCUUUGCUGCAUGGCAUGGAACGGGCAACAUCAUGAAUGCAUAAUGUCGUGGGUACGAGCUAGCUGGCAAGAGAAAUGCCAAGAUGAGGAGGCGGUUAUUCCUGCAAGCUGGGUGAUUGGUAAAGUAGUUCACUGGCCGACGGUGACCAAUGCUGAGAAAGCCAUGAAGGAAGGAAGAAGGCCAGAUGAUGGAAAGUCCAAGUGGUCCACUUAUCCGCUGAUUAAGGAAAAAAUAAAAUCAAAAAACAAAAAAGAAUGUGAGGAAUAUGAUUUCACAACAACAGUAGAGACUGAAGAUGAUGAGCAGCCGGGCGAUGUCAAGAGGCUGAGAAAGAAAAAACUAUAUUCUGACUAUGUUGUUGGACAAGAUGAAGCUUCAAGUUCUAAAGAACCAGAUGAUCCCGAGCCAGGCGAUAAAGCAACCGAAAAGGAUCAACAGUCAAGAAAUACCCUCCUCCCACCACCACCGGAGAAGUUUCAGCAAAGGCAGUCCAACGUCUCCUCGCAUCCACCAGGCGGGCGGUCGGAAUCCCUCUCGCCUCCACCAGGCGGGCGGUCGGAAUCCCUCUCGCCUAGAGCAGAAAGCGGACCAACGUCUCGCCUCCACAUCGCAACAGGCGAUUUCUACAUUGACUGCACUCACGUAGCGAUACGUGCCCCAGCUGAAGAGGAGCAUGUAUACGUCAAUAGGAAGCGCUUCCACUCCAUCAAUGCGCAAGCCGUAUGUGAUGCCAACAUGACGAUAACUGAUGUCGUUUGUCGGUGGCCAGGCAGCACGCACGACAGUUUCAUUCUGUCACAAUCAGGCCUUGGCAGAAAAUUUGAGAACGGAGAACUUGGUGAAGGAUGGAUGCUAGGCGAUAGUGGAUACCCACUGAAGGGAUGGCUGAUGACACCAAUCAACAAUCCCAACACGGCAGCUGAAGAGCGAUAUAACAGGUACACGAUAAUCUGUUAAAAAUAUAACAGGCCUCAACGCUUAUUUUCAGAUCUGGUUGUCCUGUCGGGCAACAAGAAGCAAUU
This is a messenger RNA of Priapulus caudatus, 5159 nucleotides long. RefSeq lists its product as uncharacterized. The transcript has 7 exons. Bases 4084 to 5094 code for a protein of 336 amino acids. The record is from RefSeq and is a predicted model, not a curated record. Lineage: Eukaryota; Metazoa; Priapulida; Priapulimorpha; Priapulimorphida; Priapulidae.